GAUGGAAAAAUUCUCAAGGAGCUUUCGAAUUUAUCUUAGUCUUGAAUGCUUUAAUGCGCUUAUUGGGCGCAUGAACAUAUUCCGUACAUUAAAAUCUUGGCAACGAGUUAAAGACCAAUCCGGAAAUCCAAAGGGUUUUGGAUUUGCGGAAUAUGCUGUCUAUCAUAAUUGACAUGAUACAGAGUUAGAUAAAAAUAUCUUAUUAUCACGUACGUUGUUGAAGACAUGACUAAGCCACAAGAUAGAAGAAAUCUACAACCUCCAAUAAAUUUGCAGUAUGAAAAUAAACUGGCUUAUCGAACAUCACCAGCUACAGAAAU
Messenger RNA from Rhizophagus irregularis DAOM 181602=DAOM 197198, 320 nucleotides. NCBI's taxonomy places the organism in Eukaryota, Fungi, Glomeromycota, Glomeromycetes, Glomerales, Glomeraceae. The record is from RefSeq and is a predicted model, not a curated record.